CAUAUGCGUAAACCUUGUUCUCGUGCAGUAACUCGCAAAUUCGACUACUACUAAUCAAGACAUUGGUUGUUUAAAUAGCACCUAAUCCUAUCAAUACAUCUCUUGCAGUUUAGCUUCCUUAAACAAUCAAUCAAUCAAUCAUCAUAUCAUAAUCAAGAUUUUCGAUUUGCGCUAUGAGCGUAAAGCAAAUCGUACUCAAGGUCGCCAUCAACUGCCAGCAAUGCAAGAUUGAAGUCCUGAAGGCAGUUACCAAACUUACGGGUGUGGAUAUGGUACAACUGGAUGCAGAGAAAGGAAUACUAACCGUUUUGGGGACUGUUGACCCUGUCUGUGUGGCGACACGAAUCAGAAAAGCGGGAAAUCACGCGGAAAUUACGAGCGUGGGCCCGCCAAAGCCACCGGAGCCUAUUAAACCACCCGAGCCAGAAAAGCCGCUUCCUCCUUGCUGUAAGCAAUGCCAGCUUGUUGCUGUGAGUUUUGUUACCUAUGACAGCCCCCCAGCUUGUUCUAUCCUAUGAAAAAACAAAAAAAAAAAACGAGAAUUUCUUGUAUGUAUCUAUCUCACAUUCGAGUUCUCUUUCUCUCUAUUUUUUUUUUUUUGUUUGUAUAUGUAUCUAUCCUCCAAAACGACAUCAGUUUCGGUAGAUAAAAUAGUUUCUUCAUUCUUUCUCGUUUGAGGGCAAAGUGACUGCACGCCCAUGUUUUAAACAUGUUCCGAGAUUUUAAAAGUUUGUAUUUGGAUGAAUCGAUUUCAAA
This is a messenger RNA of Erythranthe guttata (spotted monkey flower), 756 nucleotides long. RefSeq lists its product as hypothetical. The record is from RefSeq and is a predicted model, not a curated record. NCBI's taxonomy places the organism in Eukaryota, Viridiplantae, Streptophyta, Magnoliopsida, Lamiales, Phrymaceae. Gene Ontology annotation, molecular function: metal ion binding.